CGCUCUGACGCUUUAGUCUUCAAGCCGGAGCUCCAACAACCUGGAACUGUGCGACAAACAGCACCGUGGAGACGGGGAAGCUUGUACCAUGCAGCCCGGAGCGGAGGACAGACUGGGACCGUUGAUUUUUGAGCGCUUUCUACAUUGACGGAGUAUCCCCCCCUCUUUUCUUGGGGACAUUAUUGCGAUCUCAUUGAUCUAACAUACCUUUACUCUCAUCCACGCACCCGCGCGCGCUCUCGCAUCACCGUACGGAUACCAGGAGCGCUUUCGUUUCUGUUGCCGUUGAACAUUAAAGGAGCUAAAACAUUGAGGGAAACACCUGGAAACAUGGAUUUAUUCUCCAUCCCACCUCGCGUUUGCUGGUGGAGGAUCCUGUUUCUCCUCAGCAUCUUCCAAAAUUACAUGAGCUCCAUGCUGGACUGCCCACCGACCUGCACUUGUUCUACCACUGACAUCUUUUGCAAUAAGUCUUACCAAGGGAAUUUCCUUCCCCUCCUGGCACUACAGGACACCGUGAGCGAUGGGAAUACCACUAACAACCUCCCGGACCUGUUUGAGAACAUCUCCUCCAUACACAUUGAGAACUGGUCGGGCUUGCAGACAUUGAGGGACGUUGACAUGGCAUUGUACACUGGGCUUCAGAGACUGACCAUUGUGAACUGCAACUUACAUGUGAUUCAGCCACGAGCCUUCGCUCAGAACCCAAACCUGCACUACAUAAACUUGUCCGGGAACCCUCUGACAACUCUCUCAUGGCAACUCUUUCAGAAUCUCCAACUUUUCGAGCUGAAACUGGAAGGAGUGGUGUUUAACUGCAGCUGCAGUAUCCGUUGGAUCCAGCUGUGGCAGCAGCGAGGCGAGGCCGGACUCCAUAACCAGCAGCUGUUCUGCAACAACGGAGACUCCAAGAUCCCUCUACAGCUCAUGAACAUCUCUCAGUGUGAUUUGCCGGAAAUCAGCGUAAGUCACAGUAACCUGACGGUGAUAGAAGGUGACAGGGUCACAAUCACCUGUAAUGGUUCAGGGGUGCCUGUACCGGAAGUGGAUUGGACUGUUGGUGGACUGCACUCAAUUAACACACACCAAUCCAAUCAAUAUCCACCGAAUGUCCACUCCAUCAACUUAACUCUGGUCAACGUCAGCCGAGACGAUAACAGCUUCAUGCUGACCUGCAUUGCAGAGAAUGUAGUUGGGAUGACUAAUGCCUCAAUACAGCUUUCAGUGCAGUUCCCUCCUGUCAUCAUUAAGUUUGAGGAGCCGCAGAAGUGGCACGACACAUGCAUGAUCUUCACGGUGCGUGCGCACCCCCUGCCCACCCUGCGGUGGUACUAUAAGGGCGAGGAGAUCAAGCCAACCGCGUAUGUUCAUCCAGAGAUGGAAGUCUAUCAGGACAACCUGGAGGGAUGCCUCAUGUUCAGAAACCCAACACACCACAACAAUGGCAAUUACACACUGGAGGCCAGCAACUUCCUGGGCGUGGCUGUCAAAACUGUGUACGCCCACUUCCUCCAACCACCUUUUGACUACCCCGAUUAUGUGAGUCCUACUCCGACCGCUAUUCCAACCAUGACGCAUCGGCCUGAAGAGGACACGUUUGGCGUGUCGAUUGCAGUUGGCUUGGCUGGCUUUGCCUGCGUUCUCCUUGUCGUUAUGUUUGUGCUAAUCAACAAAUAUGGCAGACGCUCAAAGUUUGGCAUGAAAGGACCCGUGGCUGUGAUCAGCGGUGAAGAAGACUCUGCCAGCCCCCUCCAUCACGUCAAUCACGGCAUCAUAACCCCGUGUACCCUGGACGCAGGGCCAGACGCCGUAGUGAUCGGAAUGACCCGUAUCCCAGUGAUCGAGAACCCGCAGUAUUUCCGGCACGGGCACAACUGCAACAAGCCCACCACUUAUGUACAGCACAUUAAGCGCAGAGACAUCGUGCUCAAGAGGGAACUGGGCGAAGGGGCCUUUGGGAAGGUGUUCCUGGCAGAGUGCUACAACCUAAGCCCCACUAAGGACAAGAUGCUGGUGGCUGUCAAGACCCUGAAGGACCCCACCCUUGCGGCGAGGAAAGACUUCCAGCGGGAGGCCGAGCUGCUGACCAAUCUUCAGCACGAGCACAUAGUGAAGUUCUACGGCGUUUGCGUGGACGGUGACCCGCUUAUCAUGGUCUUCGAGUACAUGAAACAUGGAGAUCUCAACAAGUUUCUCAGAGCUCAUGGUCCAGAUGCAAUGAUCCUGGUUGACGGACAGCCACUGCAGACCAAUGGGGAACUGGGUUUGUCUCAGAUGCUGCACAUAGCCACUCAGAUCGCCUCAGGGAUGGUCUACCUGGCGUCCCAGCACUUUGUGCACCGUGACCUGGCGACACGCAACUGCCUGGUGGGCAACGGGCUGCUCGUUAAAAUCGGAGACUUCGGAAUGUCAAGAGACAUCUACAGCACUGACUACUAUCGGGUGGGAGGACACACCAUGCUGCCCAUUCGCUGGAUGCCACCAGAAAGCAUCAUGUACAGGAAGUUCACGACAGAGAGUGACGUGUGGAGCUUCGGCGUCAUCCUCUGGGAAAUCUUUACCAACGGAAAACAGCCAUGGUUUCAGCUGGCAAAUAACGAGGUAAUCGAAUGCAUCACACAAGGACGUGUGCUGGAGAGGCCACGGCUUUGUCCCAAGGAAGUGUACGACAUUAUGCUGGGAUGCUGGCAGAGGGAACCGCAGCAGAGGUUGAACAUCAAAGACAUCCAGAAAAUUCUUUAUGCCUUGGGCAAAGCCACACCUGUCUACCUGGAUAUCCUGGGCUAGUGUUUGUUGGGAAUAUGUUUGGAUGUCUGUCUGCGUCUAUACAACGGAGGAACGAACAACCGGGGAUUUACCCAAAACAACAUGUACCUUACUGCGCCACUGUCAGACAACUACAACAUGGGGAUGGACUUAAGUGCCUGCUACUCCUUUCGAUACACUGGAUAACAGUCUUUCAAAAGCACUUUUACAUUUUGUUUACCUGCAUAUAUAGAUGUACAGUUCUACUGCAAGAAGAGGAGUCUCCUUUCUCUAUUUCUUUCUCUUUUUUUCAGUUUGGUAAGAACAGCCUACUUUUAAACUCUAAAAAAGGAAUAAUGGAAACCUUUUAUUUCCCCCUAAAAUAUGGAAAAUGUAAAAAAAAAAAAAAAAAAAAAAAAAAUUUUUUUUUUUUGUUUCCUCACUGCCUGACUAUUCUCCCCGUGGUUACUUGUUUUUCAUUUUAUAAAUAUAUAUAUAUUUUUUAUUUAUUUUUCUUUCACCUCCGAGUGUGGAUGUAUGCCAUGUUUCUUGCUGAGGGUAUAUCGCCUUUCGGAUAUGACUGCUUACCGUUGCCAUGUCAGAUGAUUGGCAAGGACUUUUUAAAAAAAAAAAGCCUUACUGCGCUCUGAUUGGCCGGAUCUUCUCUUUGACUCUACAGGAUGUAUCCAACAGGGCUUUUAAAUAUUCUGAGGAGCUUUUUAGUGAAUGGAUUAACUUGAAGGAACCACCAAUCAAUACAAAGGAGUUUAUUUAAAAAAAAAAAAAGAAUGUAUAUAAUGUAAAUUUCUGUGUCAAAAGCGACAGUAUGUUAACUUAUUUCAUUUCCUGAUUAGAUUAUUUUAGUUCUUUGGCGUGCUGUUACGGUGAGUGAAUUCUAUAAAUAUUUUGAUAAUAUUUUAAUGUUUUUUAUUUUUCCACAUGUCCAUAGAAUGUAUGUUGAUAUUUCUAAAUUAACUUUUUUUUUUUUUCAUUUUCCCCCUUUUGUUUUGAAUGCGGCCAAGAGCUCAAAAAUGGUUAGGGUUUUCAAGGUGGAACACACCACAAAAGGAAAAUCACAAGACGUUGCCUCACUCCUUGUAUUCCAGAGACCAUUUGCUUCUGAAAUGAAUGUAACAGGAACAGUUAGAGAUUCAAGUGAGAUUAUGCCCAGAAAAUACUCAUUAGCCCUCAUACUUCAUUAGCCCUCAUCGCUUUUAUGAAUUGUGCUUAUGCUUCUUUGCAAACAUAUUAUACCGUCCUUUCCCAUAGUUUGAGUAAUAAAAGAGAGAUGGUUAAGCUAACUGGAAUAACUAGCAUGAGCAAACUUUAUUAUUAUUUAUGUGCUAAAGUUUAGUAAGAAACACUGUCCAUUCCUAGUUCUGCAACCACUUUCCUCUAGUAAAUAUUGUAGCCUCUAAUAAAGUCACCAAACUAUAACUGAAGAGAGUCCAUAACAACAUUGUAGAUUCUGUCAAUAUUCUUCUCCCCAGUGUUUAACAAUAGAAGACUGUAAACACAAUAAUGUGAUAACUGUAUAUUCGAGAUGGAGCUUUCCUAAUACUAAAGGGCUUCUUUGAAACAUUCUUCAUUUAUUCUGAAGUGACAUUUCAUUGUAAUGUGUUCUCUCAGAUUUGCUGGCUCAUGCUUUUCAUUCAAGGUGAUCUGUGGCUCAGUAUUUGUCUAAUGAUAAAUCUGUAAUCAUUACACAUGGAGUAAAUCAGCCAAGUAAGCUUUAGCUGUGUGCCUAUCAGUGCAAAUGAUUCUUGAGCACACAUUAAGUGACAUUUUAGAACUUCAUCCUGAAUUUAGCUUAACCCUUACAAAUAUACCAACAGUGGAAAAUUUUAGGUGUUUUUUAUGUGUGAGAGCUCACUUUGAUUCUCGCAACUUUAUCUUAACUAAACCAUUACCAAAAGCAAAAAAAAAGUGAAAAACUUUCCUGCUUUUCCUUAAAUUGCUGUUCGAGGCAGCCUGUCCAUCUCAGUUCGACAGAACACAUUCGCGCUUAACCAUAAUCUCACCCUUCGCAUCAAGAAAAGUUCCUGCCGCAGAGAAAGUGACUUGAACAUUUGUUGAUCUUGUUGUGUUGUUUCUUUCUGCUUCCCACAGUGGCCAGAUAAUUCUCUCCACAUCUAUGACAAGGGGGAAAUUGCAAAAGUCUUUCAAUAACACCGCCAGCGAUGUGCUUAUAUGUGAUAAGAUGCUCCUUAUUUUGAUAUUCUUGUCAGCUAUGGGGCCCUACUGCAGAUAUCCACUGACUUUACAGUUUUGCACACCAAGCUUUCGUGCAGAAAAGUAACAGUGGAGAUUUACCCUGGUAUGGGUACCCAAAUGCUUGCUCGAAAAGACUUGGUUUAAGUAAACAGGCAUCUGCAUCCCGGACGAGCCCCCAGUUUGGGACUGCAUUUUAAACACAGUCCUCUUUACUGAUUGUAAUUUCUGCAAAUCUCUCAUUGAUGUGGCAUACCAGAUUUGACAUGUCAAUUGUAGUACACAGUGAGCUUUCAUGCUGAAUUAGGUUCUAAUUGGAAGGAAACAGACAAAAUGUCACUUUUGGCAAUGACAGCGAUUCCCAGCUUUCCUGUAGAGAGAUGAGACUUUGUGAAUGCAUGUGGGACUGAUUUUUCAAAAUAUGAAAAUUAUAUGUUAACAUGAACAGGCUAUUAUUUCUUCCUUGGUCAACCCCUUUUCAGUUUGGGGAAUUUUCUUGGAAAAAAAACAAACAAAAACACUGCUGCCCACCUCACAUUUAUCUUUAAUAAAAUGCUGGUUUAUUAAAAAAAGGAAAUGUUAUCAGCACUAGCAUUGCAGUUUUUAACAAUAUUACUAAAUGCUAACAACCAAUAUUAAAUUAAUCAUUUAAUAAUGAUGCCUUAGAACUUUGUCUGGGCAUUUUUUUUGUGACUGGCCAGCAUUUUCCUCGUCUAAAACCAAAUUUUGCAAAACAUAUGCUUUACACCCUCAUGUAUCUCUUCUUAACACGUGAAUAGCCCCUUUUGCAUAGCAAUCCUGGAAAAUUACCGUAAAAUUACUAGAAUGACUUUACUGGUAAAUACACAAGUAUGCUGUUCACACAAGCAAUGGCAUCCUGGCUUUUUACCAGUAAGAGACCAUUCAUACAUCAGCAGCAAAUUACCGGUAUAUUCUGUAAUGUCAGUCAUCGGAAAUGAUCUUUAAAUGCUGUGCCAUUGUCUUCAUCCGCCUGCAUGAGGAGAAGCGCUUUAGUUUCACUAUCUGUUCAAUUUGACAACAUUUUUUGACAUUUUAUUCUUUUAAAAACACAAGACAUGCAUAAUAGUAUCCAACUGCAGAGCCGCAGCGCUGAUGAAUGCAAAAGAAGGCAGGGUCUUGAGCGCAUCACAUUGAAAAAGCUGCGAGACAUGGUGCAACGCUCAAAGAUGAUCAAAUAUCGCAUUAAAAACUAUUAAAAAGCUUACUGUAAACAGCACGGAGUAAUCACGUCAUCUCCAUAAGUACUUUAUAAUUGUCCCAAAGAGAUUGUCAGCGCUUUCUGAUUUCGUAUAUGCUCAUACCGAUAAUCUUCAUUCUGCGUUCAGACAGCGUAUUAUACCGGUAAUUUACUGUUAAUGUUACAACUACCUUUACUGCUAAAUCGCCAGAACCAAUUUACCGGUAUUUUUGAAAAGGUCCUGUUCACACAUGAUAUCUUACAGGUAAUUUACCAGACUGUAUGUGUGAAAGGGGCUAAUGUUGUUUAUAUCUGUAACAAAUGAAAAUAUGAAACUGCACUUAGUUUCUACCUGUUUCCUGAAAAGGACUAAAGGUUGUGGCUCACUGUUGAGGCGGUGGUUACUGAAGAUUAUUUGAGUCAUUGGGUACAUUACUGUGACUAACAGGGUUGAAAGAGUCAAACAUUUCUCUGCGAUUUACUUGGUGAGACCGAUCGUUGCUCAACGACCUGUGAAAGGUGGAUUAUACAAAGGCGGCGAGAAGGGGGUCGGGCGGCGUUAGCUGCGGAGAGUGGGGAGACUGUAUCUUUAUCACCUGAAGCCGUCGGAGAACUGGCGCAAACUGAAUUAGUAGUUUCUGUAAAUGAAAGGACGCAAGCGUGUAAGCCACAGCUGGUUUGGAGAGGGGGAUCAGUAGAGAGAGAGUGUGACAGCAGGGUGACGGUAUGGCAGCUCCAGGGGUUGCCGUGACUCUAAUGACUUCACCUUGCAGAAAUGGGUGGAAAUUACCAAUGAAAUGAGUUUUUGGCCCGGGCUUUUAGAUAUCCCUUAAAUAUGAUGGCCAGUCUUUCGGUAAUCCCCCUGAGGCAGAGAAGAGAGGUGUGUGUGGUUGUAUCUGUGUGUGAGAAAGCGAGGGGUAGGAGAGAUGAAUCAGUGAAGGUCACACACUAACAGAGUGGAUAGAAGUGCCACAGCGCUGUCUGUUGGCAGGCUAACAGAGUUGAGUUAAGCAUUCAGAGCUGUGAGGCAAGCAGAAUCUCCCUCUCUCGCUUACCGCCGCCAUGGCAGCGGGCAGGCGCAGGGCGAUUGAUGAGAGGUUUAAGACCUUAAUCAUGAGGAGAAGAAGCGAGGCAGGAAGCUGGAACAUUACGUCUGGAAUGAGCUCUCUUUCAGCACUUCAUAACCCUGCAGAAGGGCUGCAGAAACCUUGGCACUGUCACGCUUCGCUGCUGAUCUCAGAUCAGCUCUCUCCUCAUCCAUUUAUCCUACCUUCUGUGGGCCUGAUUUACCAAAGCAUUUAGCGCAUGCAAGACUGCUUUACUGGGACAAAGUGAGGUAGAAAAACUGUAAUUGGCCAAUCACAGGCAAUGUUGCUAAAAAUCAAAUGUCUAGAUUUGCCGGCAAAUCGUUUCAAGAUGUCAUGCGUUAACUUUUUUACCCAAAUUACUGCCUUUGAUAUAUUCUGUUUUGAGCACUUGGAGGCAAUACUAAUCCGGGUGUAGCUUCUUUCAAAACCAGUAACAACCCCAUCAAAUUAGCCGCCCAGCUUUUAGAACUCAUUUAGCACCCCGACACUUGAUGUGGCCACCUGGAGCAUUAAUCUUCAAGAGAUGCAGUCACGCUGAAUAUCUUACUGAUUGAAUCUGUUAUCCCAAAUUGUUGUCACUGCAGAUCUUCAGCUGUCACUGUGGCUCACAUAAAACAUGCUAUCCGUUUUUUGCCUGCAGGAUAAAACUCAUUUUCAUUGCCUUCAAAACAUUUAAUUAAAGAUCCUUAUCUGAUUUGAAACUCCACUCCUAAAUUACAAAUGAGACUACCAGAACAAGUCCUUAUCUACCUCCAGUGCAUUGCCGCUUAAGUACUCUUAAUGUACUGUGGAAAGAAGAGGUUCCAAACUUGUGCUCAAUUCAUGGCACGCUCUGCUGAUGAUACGAAUAACAAUGGCAGCGUUUUUAUACAUCUGAAGUAGCGAUAUCCCUGAGAAAGGGUCAGCUGCAUUUUGAGAGCGCGAGUUUGCUCACGCUGCAGCUGCUGUACUCUCUUUGGCCCAUGGACAAGCAUGUGAAUCUUGUUACUUAGAACCUAAAGUGAUCUAUAGUUUAGGCCGGCAGAUCUCCUGAGCUGUGGGAAAAGCUGAACCCGCUUUCAAGGACAGUUGUGCAUUUAACUCGGAAAGCCUGGCCAAAUGCAACUCCGGUUUUCUUUAAAAGGGAGGUUCAAAUUGACUGCGGCAUUAAGACUUCAGAUGGGGAUGUCACCCCAGAGCAAUCUCCUGCACUGUCAGCAGACUUUGACAUCUAGAUUAACCUUGCUGCUGUGAGCGUGCUGACGGCUCUCAUUAGGAUGCAAGAAGCAUCUUGGAUCUUCUAUUCCAAAGGUACCUCGGCCCCCUCUUUCCCUGUGUGAAAAGGAAACUGGGAAGCAUGAGCCAGCACAUACACAUUGAUCCAAGGGAGGUCCUUAUGUGUGUCCGUGUGGGAGGGGAUGUUAUCUUUUUUGGAACGGAAAUUUUGAACAAAUGGCGAUCUGUCCCAGCCAUGCCACCCUUCCCAGAGUUUACCAGUCCACUAGCAAGCGAAAGAUAUGCCAAAGGGUCUAGGUGGAAGUCUCUCUCUCUCAAGUCUUUUUGUACAGAACUGUUUUAUUUCCUAAUAGAGACUACAGCCCUUUGUUCCACAGAAGAAUACUUGUCAAUCAGAACAAAAAGGGACUGAGCUCCUUUGAGCUCUUUUGCUCAGUCUCUUAAAUGUAUAAUUCAACCUCGUUCCACUCUCUGGUCAAACUGCGGGAGAAAGUUGUUUUACUGAGGUGAUUACUACAAGGCAGUUCUGACUCUGAGUGAAAAGUUACUUCUCUUGUAAUUGUUUCUUUUCACAUGCCAGAUAAUGACUGUAACCUUGUUGGUCAAAGCUCAAUAUCUAAACAGCAUGACGAUUAGUCAUUACCCUUUUGUUGGCCAAGUUUGCAAAAUAAACUGCCAGUUGUCAACUCAAUAAGGAGCCAAUAAGUCACUUUUUCUUUCUAGCUGCAGUCUUUCCAAAUGUCUUUAAUGCAGUAUGCUUGUAUAUAAGGGUUUUGGUGCUGAAAAAAAAGGUCUUUACUUGUCCUAGCCUUGCUUAGCUGAUUGUCCUGCUAAAAACAACACCUUAAACCAGACUGGUAUCCGAUCAGCUGGUGCACUUGAACUAGGAGACCAACUAAGACCAUCAAACCAACUUUAGGUUGUUGCAAGCUAUUUUUUACUGCAUAGCUGUAAUUGUGAAAGCACAAUUCAAAACACUGCCUUUCAGCCACCACCAAUGUUCUGAAGCAUCAGAGGCAAACCAGGGCUCUCUGACUCGAGGAGCAACUGCUAGAAACCGCUCUAAAUGUCUUCCUUAAUGGCUUGGCUAACAGUAGAACACCCCUGCAGUGUUAAGUGGGUGCUAGCAAGGACCUACCCAUACAAUAACCUGACUAAAAAUAGUGUUGCGAGAAGGAUGCAUAGAGCAGAAGUGGGGCGGCGAGUUUGUGACUCACUCCAUUCUGCCUACGUUUGCCUGAGAACUUGUGUGACAUUUCAGAUCACAGCUCGUCUGCACUAGCGCUGCCUGCCACCCACAACAUCAUACGUUUAAAUCAGAAUACUGCAAACUAGCCUCUGACUGCAGCGUAACAAGAACAUGUUUGAGUUAUAGUGUGACACCUGGCCUAUGAGUUUCAGUGAAACCUAUCAUGAUAGAGCUGACAUGACACAUUUAGUAUAUUGCCUGUUAAAGUAUUUCGUAAGGUCAGGACCCAACCUAAACAGGAAUUUCAGAGUCUCCUUGUAUUCUUUUAUUGAUGCACAUAAUGCUAAUUAUGCAAACAGUUAUUUAUUUCUACAUGCAGACCCAAGAGACUAACAUUUUAGGCCAUUGCUUUCAGAGAGUGUUUGAUGGCUGAACGACAGCAAAAGAAGGUCAGAAAUGAUUAUUUGGUAGAAGCAAUGAAGGACACACAUGCUUUAUUAUUUGCAGCGGCGUAACAAUCAUCUAUCAUGCUAUUCAACACAGGGAUGUUUUUAGAGAUCAGUCAAGCUUUUUUGUACAGUAUGUUGAAGAGUUGGUAUGAGGAUAGCUCUGUUUAUAAAAGUGGGCUAGUAUAUACGUUAAAUAGUAAGCAAACAUUGGAGUACGUAUUUCUGAUAUAUAUCCGAUAAUAGUUGCUGCUUAGGACCCAAACAAUUUUAGCUUGAGCCUCACUGAGCGAUGACUUUUCGGACUGUUGCUAGCUAAGCUAAGAUGUUAGCAUUAAGUUUCACUCUUUGAUCAGACAUACUAUAUUAGUUUAAGAUGUUUUUGAUGGGUUAAACCUAAGUAGCUUUUGGUGGAAUGCGAAAGCUGUAAAGUUUUCUUUCUAUCUUCCUAUUGAAAAGACAAGGUCUGGCAAGGUUAUCUAAAAUCUUAAAUUAUUAAUCAUUUCUGCUCUUUUACAAAAACUUUUUAGAAUCCAUCACAAUAUGGAGAGAUAAUGAUACAGCAGUUUCAUCUUUGAUGUAAGGCAUACUAAUAUUGCAUCAUUCAUAUAAGCAUAAGUCAUUGGAGAUAAGACAGCAUUUGAACUUUUGGCAAAAAAUAAAAAAUAAAUAAAUUGUAGUCUUCAAAUCUGUGUCUCAGACAGACUUGUGAUUAAAGAAUGACAAUUAAGAUUAAUACGAUUCUUUCUUUUUCUAAAUCAGGGUCUUUUCAAGAAUUUUCUUUUAAAAACCAUUGAGAUUGAACAUUCUUUUUGCUAAAUAAUGUAAAUCUUGUAAUGAAAGCCAUAGAUAGAUAGUCUAUUUGGUGUUUAAAGCCAUAUGAGGAAGUAUGUAUGUUAGGAAUCAUGUUAGAAGUAUAUGCACAUGCUUAAAUUCUGUUCUAUAUGGCCAUUUAGCUUUAUUGUUUGUGAAUCAGGGAAAAAUGAUUGGGUGGGUCUGGAAUGGAUAUAAUACAGAAGCAAAGGAAAUGUUGUCCCCCUACUCUAACAGUGCUAAAUCCAAUCGAAGCCGGAAAAGCCACAGCAGGAACUGACAUUUCCAACCUUGUUUUAAAAGCCAACCUCAGCUAUAUUAAAGUCUGCAGGCAACAGGAUUCUAGUCCAAACAAUUGGCUCACCAUGUAUUGUUUUGACCAUCUUUUCAUCUCUCAAACAUCCUGGCCCUCCAGGUAGUGGACGUGCACUCGAAAAGCAGAUGUCUGAGCUGACGGCGCUAUCUUAUUGUCAUGGUGCCUGGGCUCCAGUGGAAAGACCGGACAGGGAUCUGGAAUGCAGGGAGAGCAGAUAGAAUCCUAAUCAUGUAUGUGAUUGGACUCUGUGUUUCCAGUAACUCAUCACAACACUAGUAGAUAUUGGCGGAAGAGAAAUAUAUUACAGGGAGGCUGUAUUGCAGUGGCCUCAAAUCCACGUCAACAAGUUUUCAUCGUUUUUCACGUCUUUUUAAAUGGACGCUUUGCUCAACAGCUUGUUCAUUGACGCCUUUGGUAUUGAUGUCACGUAGGCAGUAUAUACAGGAAACAAGGCUUAGCGAUUCAUAAAACCAUGUUAAAAGAAACUCAUAUUACACAUUAGCAAUAUCUGUGUGUGUCACUAUCAUUGUAGUACUCAUCUUUCAACCUAAUAUAUUUCUCUUCCUGUGAAUUGCGUGCGGGCAAAAUCCAUUGCAAUAUUCAACUGUGGGAGACGUUUAAGCUACACAUCUGUUUAUAUAUGUGGUCUAUUUCAUCUGGACUAAUGCGAGAACAGCAGUCAGACAACGUCAAGUUCAAAUGUCUGAAUAUUUAUGUGUGAUGAGUGCAGAUAUUUUGUGUUUUCAUUGCCAUUGAGCUGUGUACGGUUUGAAAAUAAUAACUUUGUGACACCCUCUGGCAUUCACAGUAAUGUAUUUUCCAUCUGAGAAGUCCUAGCUGAAGUGCUGACUUUACGAUUUCUCUUGAGUAUUUCUGUCAUCUUGUCCGAACCCUCGUUAGAAUGAUGAAGGAACGAGGUGUGAAAAAAAUCUCACGGUUCCUCUAUUUGUAACUCAUCGUUAAUCCACCUGUGUUCCGUUUACUGAUCCAUCUAUAAACUAAAAACAGCUGUAACUAACUAUGUAUCCUAUGAUGAUUUAUGUAGACUUAUUCUAUAAAUAAAAAGAAAAAAUACA
Megalobrama amblycephala (Wuchang bream) is the source of this 12297-nucleotide messenger RNA. It is a transcript of the gene ntrk3a, whose product is annotated as neurotrophic tyrosine kinase, receptor, type 3a. Gene Ontology annotation, biological process: multicellular organism development; protein phosphorylation; regulation of phosphatidylinositol 3-kinase/protein kinase B signal transduction. Bases 331 to 2787 code for a protein of 818 amino acids. NCBI's taxonomy places the organism in Eukaryota, Metazoa, Chordata, Actinopteri, Cypriniformes, Xenocyprididae. The transcript has 17 exons. Gene Ontology annotation, molecular function: neurotrophin receptor activity; neurotrophin binding; transmembrane receptor protein tyrosine kinase activity. The record is from RefSeq and is a predicted model, not a curated record. Gene Ontology annotation, cellular component: signaling receptor complex; plasma membrane; axon.